AUAAAGAUUGUUUCUAUCUUCGGAAGUAUAUUCUCUGACACAGUCGCCGUCGCUUCUUUUAUUUAAAAUGUCGUGCUUCAAAUCCAAAUUCUCCGAUGAGCUCAUCGCCAAUGCCGCUUACAUCGGUACCCCGGGAAAAGGUAUUCUCGCUGCUGAUGAGUCCACUGGAACAAUCGGGAAGCGUUUCGUAAGCAUUAACGUCGAGAACGUUGAAUCAAACAGACGUGCUCUUCGCGAGCUCUUGUUCACCACUCCUGGAGCUCUCCAAUACAUCAGUGGUAUCAUCCUCUUCGAGGAAACACUGUACCAAAAAACUGCUUCAGGGAAACCAUUUGUUGAUGUGAUGAAGGAAGCUGGAGUGCUUCCAGGUAUCAAGGUCGAUAAAGGAACCGUUGAGCUCGCUGGUACAAAUGGUGAAACCACAACCACUGGCCUCGACGGGCUUGGUGACCGUUGCAAGAAAUACUAUGAAGCUGGUGCACGUUUCGCCAAGUGGCGUGCUGUUCUCAAAAUCGGAAACGAGGAGCCUUCUGAGUUAGCUAUCCAUGAGAAUGCUUACGGUUUAGCGAGAUACGCAGUCAUAUGCCAAGAGAAUGGUCUUGUACCUAUUGUUGAACCAGAGAUUCUUGUUGAUGGAUCUCAUGAUAUUGAGAAAUGUGCUUAUGUCACGGAACGAGUCCUUGCGGCUUGUUACAAGGCUCUUAGUGAUCACCAUGUUAUCUUGGAAGGAACACUCCUGAAACCAAACAUGGUUACUCCAGGUUCUGACAGUGGCUCCAAGGUCAAACCUGAAGUGAUUGCAGAGCACACCGUUCGUGCUUUACAACGGACGGUUCCUGCAGCGGUUCCAGCUGUUGUGUUCUUGUCUGGAGGACAGAGUGAGGAAGAAGCAACUGUGAAUCUAAACGCCAUUAAUCAGCUCAAAGGUAAGAAACCAUGGAGCUUGACGUUUUCAUAUGGACGAGCGCUUCAACAGAGUACGCUCAAGGCUUGGGGAGGUAAAGAAGAGAAUGUGGAAAAGGCUCAAAAGGCGUUCUUGGCUAGAGCUAAGGCCAACUCUGAAGCAACCCUUGGUGGCUACAAGGGUGAUGCACAGCUAGGUGAUGGUGCUUCCGAGAGCCUUCACGUCAAAGACUACAAAUACUAAAAGGUCCAUUACAGAAUUUUUUGAAAUUUUGGUUUUAUUGUUCUGGCUAUAACGUGACGGUGUAAAUUAUUUAUUUUUUGCUAUUAGAUAUUGUUGUCUUAUAAAAAUAUGGGCAUAUAUAUGAUACUACUAGUAGCCUGGAAUGUGUAAAUUAUAUUUAUGAUAUAACCCUUUAUGUGGGGAAAUUUCGUUGUAAUUAUUAAAAAAAUGAUGUACAGUAUAUAUAAGUUAACAUCUAAUAAAAAUAUGU
Messenger RNA from Capsella rubella, 1397 nucleotides. RefSeq names its product fructose-bisphosphate aldolase 4, cytosolic. Gene Ontology annotation, cellular component: cytosol. Gene Ontology annotation, molecular function: fructose-bisphosphate aldolase activity. Gene Ontology annotation, biological process: fructose 1,6-bisphosphate metabolic process; glycolytic process. Bases 68 to 1147 code for a protein of 359 amino acids. The record is from RefSeq and is a predicted model, not a curated record. The transcript is spliced from 3 exons. Lineage: Eukaryota; Viridiplantae; Streptophyta; Magnoliopsida; Brassicales; Brassicaceae.